AGCUCAGCUGUUGAGGGAAGACGAAACGUGAAAAAAGGGAGAAAAAAAUCUACCUAGCAAAUACAUCGCAGCCAGAGAGGGACAACUGGUUGCACCGAUUUUACAAUAUCAAUUUGGUUCAUUUUAUGUAUUGUCUCAGCAUUCUGUCAGCAAACAGUGGAAUUCAUUCUGGCGGGGUGAGUGGAAAUAAAUACCAGAUCCCAUUUUCGCAAGGACGGGAAGAAAAUGGAGUUGGAGGAUGGUAUAGUGUACCAGGACGACCCGGGGACAUCGGCUAUGAUGUCGGAGCGGGUGUCUGGCCUGGCCAACUCGAUCUACCGCGAAUUUGAGAGGUUGAUUGGGAAAUACGACGAAGACGUGGUCAAAGAACUGAUGCCGCUGGUCGUCGCGGUGCUUGAAAACCUGGAUUCGGUGUUCGCCGAAAAUCAGGAGCAUGAAGUGGAGCUAGAAUUGUUGAAGGAGGACAACGAACAGCUCAUCACUCAGUAUGAACGGGAGAAAGCGCUGAGGAAACAUGCCGAGGAGAAGUUCAUUGAGUUUGAGGACACUCAGGAGCAGGAGAAGAAGGACCUUCAGAACUACAUGGGCAGAAUGGAGUCCAAUUCCCGCCAGCUGGAACUCAAAAUCAAAAACUAUGUAGACCAAAUUGGCAGGUUGGAGGAGCGAGAAUCAGAGCUGAAAAAAGAGUUCAACUCACUCCAUCAGAGACACACAGAGAUGAUCCACAAUUACAUGGAGCAUGUGGAGAGAAUCAAACUCCAGCAGCAGAACGAGUCUUCUGACUCCGGAACACUGGGCAGAGUCAGAAAAGAGCGCCCGCUGUCUCUGGGGAUCUUUCCCGUAUCCGGAGGGGGCUCCUCUAUCCUCCUAGAGCCUCUUGCAAGGGCGGAGACCCCUGGUGCAGAGUCAUGGAGGUUCAAUGACCUGGCACAUCCUCGCUCCAACGCCAGCCUCAAGCAGUUGGACAUGGACGACGCCCCAAAGAGAAGGGAGGGUAAGAGUACGCAGGACUCUACUUGGGGGAGUUCCCUGGCAGACGACUGCAAGGACGAGCUGUCAGACUUCGGCAGCUCCAGGUCAUCCUUGGGUGCUGCUGCCGUGAGGGACCAGGGGGGCAGUAAGAGCAUGGAGGUUCAGGCCGCCCCAGGGACCAGGACCAUCUCUGUGGGUUUGCCAGAGGACGAAAAAAGCUCUGAGGUGCAGGACAUCAUCGAGUCCACUCCUGAGCUGGACAUGGACCUCAGUGGAUACAAGACCUCCAGCACGCCGACAAAAGGCAUUGAGAACAUGGCGUUUGACCGCAACACAGACUCUCUGUUUGAGGAACUGUCGUCCGCAGGCACGGGCAUCAUAGGGGACGUGGAUGAGGGGGCAGACCUGCUGGGUAUGGGCCGUGAAGUGGAGAAUCUCAUCCAGGAAAACACACAACUGAUGGAGACUAAGAAUGCUCUGAACGUAGUGAAGAACGACCUGAUAGCUCGCGUGGAUGAGUUGGCCUGUGAGAAGGAGGUAUUGCAGGGCGAGCUGGACGCCCUGUCACAGGCCAGGGUCAAGCUGGAGGAGAAGAACAAAGACCUGGAGGAGGAGCUCAAGAAACUGCGGCUGGAGGUGGAGGAGUUGAAACAUAAAACAAAGGAUGAAGAAGAGCAGAGUGAUGUUCCCACGGCCCAGAGGAAGCGCUUCACCAGAGUGGAGAUGGCCAGGGUGCUGAUGGAGAGGAACCAGUACAAGGAGAGGCUCAUGGAGCUGCAGGAGGCAGUACGCUGGACAGAGAUGAUAAGGGCCUCGAGAGAGAACCCAGCUCUGACCGAGAAGAAGAAAUCCAGCAUCUGGCAGUUCUUCAGUCGCCUCUUCAGCCCCUCAUCCUCCAGCAGCGCGGCGGGGAAGAAGGCAGAGCCCCAGGCCAACAUGAAGUACAACGCUCCAGGCGGUAUGGUGAAGAGGAGCAGCACCUUUUCUCAAUUCCCCACCGAGAAGUCCAAGACCUUUGACUUCCUCAAUGAGGAGAUGGACCUCUGCAGCUCUCCCUCUCGCAAGGAGCAGAAGAGGGCCCAGUACCGCCAGGUCAGAGUCCACAUGCAGAAGGAGGAUGGCCGGGUCCAGGCCCACGGCUGGAGUCUGCCCAGCAAGUACAAGGUGGCUAAUGGUGGUCAAACAGAGAACAAGAUGAAGAACCUGCCUGUCCCGAUUUACCUGAGGCCUCUGGACCAGAAAGAUGCUUCUAUGAAGCUGUGGUGUGCUGCAGGUGUGAACCUGUCAGGGGGCUGGACCAGAGAGGGUGGGGCCAUGUUGGGGGCCAGUGAAGUCUCAGGGGUGGAGCUUGAGGUAACCAAACAGAAGAAGGGCUCUCAGAACAGCCUGGACCAAUUGGAGCAGGAGAACAAGAACCAAGAAAAGGAGGAGCCGGAGAAGGAGCAGCGUUUUCAUGAUCAGGUGUCCAGCAGAGUAUGGAUCUGCACCAGCACUCACUCCUCCACCAAAGUCAUGGUAAUGGAUGCCAACCAUCCCUCUGACCUUCUGGACAGCUUCUAUGCCUGCAACUCUCACGUCCUCUGCAUCACCAGUGUACCAGGUGUCCUGGAGUCAGACUUCCCUGCUGGGGAGGAGGGGCUCCAGGACCAGGAGUCAGGACAAGGGGACAGCGUGUCGUUGGCGGGCAGCGUGGCCAGCAUGGGCUCGACGGGCAGCGACGGCGCCAUGGCAACGGAAGGGACCACCGCCACCCCACAGACAGCCCAUCAGGGUGUCAGCGACCUCCCGGCCGAGCACAGCGCCAUCUCCGGCUCAGUGGACCUGUCCAGAGAGACCAGCCCGCUGGAGGACGGGGUCCCCACAGCAGAAGAGGCCACCGAGGCUACGGAGGCCAAUGCGGGGGUGGGCGAGGAGGGUGAGGAGGGGCAGGGUCAGCCUGGUAUCUACACAGAGCACGUGUUUACGGACCCUCUGGGAGCUCAGCCCUCCGACCCUGCCAGCACAGAAAUGGCGAGGAGUGCAGACCAGGACGAUGUGACAUCCCAACCUGAGGAUAGUGACCCUGCAGGGGAGGAGGUGGUGAGGAUGAGCAGCUCUCUGCCCACCAUGUGGCUGGGGGCCCAGAACGGAUGUCUCUAUGUCCACUCGUCUGUGUACAGGUGGAGGAAAUGUCUCCACGCCAUCAAGCUCAAAGAUUCCAUCUUGAACAUAGUACACGUCAAAGGAAGAAUUCUGGUAGCUUUGGCCGAUGGAACACUAGCUAUCUUCCACAGAGGCCUGGAUGGCCAGUGGGACCUGACCAACUACCACCUGCUGGACCUGGGCCGGCCGCACCACUCCAUCCGCUGCAUGACAGUGGUCCACGACAAGGUGUGGUGUGGCUACAGGAACAAAAUCUACGUUAUACAGCCCAAGGCCAUGAGGAUAGAGAAGUCCUUUGACGCCCACCCUCGUAAGGAGAGCCAGGUGCGCCAGCUGGCAUGGGUGGGUGAUGGGAUCUGGGUGUCCAUCCGUCUGGACUCCACUCUCAGGCUGUUCCACGCCCACACCUACCAGCACCUCCAGGAUGUGGAUAUAGAGCCCUACGUCAGCAAAAUGCUGGGUACGGGGAAGCUGGGGUUCUCAUUCGUCAGGAUCACCGCCCUCCUAGUGUCCUGCUCUCGCCUCUGGGUCGGAACAGGAAAUGGUGUCAUAAUCUCCAUCCCGCUAUCUGAAGCCAUAGGCUCCCAACCCGGACCCUCCCUAGGAGGACUGAGAGCCAACAAAACAACCGGUAUUGUGACCAACCGUCCAGGUGGUGCGGUGCGGGUGUACGGCGAGGAGGGCUCCGAUAGUGUGGCGUCAGGCGGCGCUGUGCCCUACUGCUCCAUGGCCCACGCCCAGCUCUGUUUCCACGGUCACCGAGACGCAGUCAAGUUCUUUGCGGCGGUGCCAGGUCAGGUGAUCCAGCCCCCCGUUGCUGCCGGGGAUUCUGGGUUGGAGGACCCGGCCUCUGAAUCGUCAGACACGGCGACCUCUGAACCUGCCAGAACCUUCCUCGUCAUGAGUGGAGGAGAGGGCUAUAUAGACUUCAGACAGGGGGAUGACGUUGGUGAGAUGGACGUUGUUUCAGAACCCACCAUGAAGCUCCAGCCGGCCCCCACCAAAGCCGAGCGCAGCCACAUCAUCGUCUGGCAGGUCAUUUCCUGUCAGGAGUGAACCAAUCACAGACUGUCACAUCGCCACCUAGUCGCCCUACCUCCCUGCAUGCCUGUCUCCUUAUAUUUAAGUUGCUAUUACUGAUAUCCUCAAAAUAAUUACCUCAGUGGGUAACUGCAUUGCUCCUAACUGUUAUUUUAGGUGUAUUGUUUUUGUAUAGAUUCAUUUUGAAAGAAUCCUGUAUACUAAGGUGGACUGGAUGAGGUUGAAAAGGAAGUGCCCGAUGUUCUCUCCCUUAUGUUUGGUAGCAGAUAUUCAGACCGCUACUAAUGCUCAUGGCAACAUUUCGUGUUCCAAAGGGACAAGUUCCUGCUGCGUCCUUUACCUUAAACUAGAGGAGGAUGUAGGGGGGAAGGAUUGUAAAGGACUUCUGCACAUAGUUGGGGGGGUGUCACUCGUCACCUGUUGUUGUGAUCUGCAGUUCUAACUUCUCUCUCUUGGAAGUCGCUUUGGAUAAAAGCUUCUGCUAAAUGCAUAAAUGUAAAUGUAAACCUUACAACAUAACUAUUUUAGCUACCUUUAUUGGGUAAGUACUGUAUACAGCAAUGUUUGAGCACAUGAAGGUUUACUGUAUGUAGAGAAGAGGGGGGCGCUGGGGUAAGUCAGCUUUAGCCUGCAUGGGGAAGUCCUGUCAUGUCCGUCCAUGUGUGUUGGGGGCCAAAGUGCUUGUGACACCAUGUUGGGGCUUCCCUGAUGCUAGAGCUUGUUGGAACUUUACAGUCAUGGCUUAAAAUAUUUGCGGUGACAAAUUAUGUGUUUUGCAAAGUUUGCUGCUUCAGAAUUAGUAAAUUAGUCUUUCGCGUUUCUAUUGUAUAUCCUACAGGAAAACAAUGUCAGUGAUAAGCGUUUCAUACGUUUUAAAGGGGUAAUUUUAGGGGAUUUUAUAGGGGUAUUUCACACCGUUCCUUAAGGUCUCCGAAUAGGGUAUGUAACAUUGGUUGGGCUGAAAAUGGCCCGGGUGCUGUUCCGGGUGCUGAUGUGCCCUAAUGCAACCUGUGAAAUAGCCCUAGAAUGAAAUGAGGUUUUCUCCCUUUUAUGGUAUGCUCAUGAAUAUUUAGAUCUGCGCGCUGAUUGGUUGGCCACAUAGCCAAACACGCAUCGUAAAUUGUAGAUUUACAUGACAACACAGCUUAUGUAUUCGAAUGAAACAUAGUCAGGAAAAUUAAACAUUAGCUCCAUUGCCAAUAAACUAAAUCAUCACACAUUCUACCUAUGCUAGAUACAGGAGAUGUUAGAAUUGCCAAUAACUGU
Messenger RNA from Hypomesus transpacificus, 5421 nucleotides. It is a transcript of the gene spag9a, whose product is annotated as sperm associated antigen 9a. Gene Ontology annotation, cellular component: cytoplasm. The coding region runs from base 226 to 4170 and encodes 1314 amino acids. The record is from RefSeq and is a predicted model, not a curated record. Gene Ontology annotation, biological process: vesicle-mediated transport. Gene Ontology annotation, molecular function: kinesin binding; JUN kinase binding; signaling receptor complex adaptor activity. Lineage: Eukaryota; Metazoa; Chordata; Actinopteri; Osmeriformes; Osmeridae. The transcript is spliced from 31 exons.